AUGGUUCAUCUUGGUUACUCUCUCAACCAACUGAUUCACCUCUUCUCCUUCCUCUUCACUCUCAGUCUCAUCACUUCCUUCUUCACUUGGAGAGCCAUUUCCCUCCUCUUGAACAAGGUUCACUCCAAUCUCAAACUCCCCUUGCUCACUCUCACUACUAAUGGGUCAUUCCUCUUCUUGGUUCUCCUUUCCUCCCUCAAUCUCUCACUCUCAGACUCUUCCUCAGAGUACACAUACUCCUCUGCAUCAGACUCUUCCAUCCUUGAUCAUCCUCUCCAAAUCGGCUUGCAUCUUAAGCCUUCUUUCCCUUGCAUUGCUUGA
This is a messenger RNA of Microthlaspi erraticum, 321 nucleotides long. The record is from the annotation of a GenBank genome assembly. Lineage: Eukaryota; Viridiplantae; Streptophyta; Magnoliopsida; Brassicales; Brassicaceae.